AUGCAGAAACAAAGCAGUCCCAAGCCAUCAAAAUGCAUUCCAGGAGGCCUUUCUGUUCGAGUGAUGGGUCCUUUUCUCUUCUUCACCACCCUCAUAAUCAUAAUCAUAAUCUUCAAUUCCAGAGUCUCUUACCCUAACCUCAUAUUCAAAUUUGCCAUCAACAGCAAAUCAGAUGCCCAAUUUGUUGUGCCUUAUGCCAUUCAUACCCAGAUCUCCCAUUUGCAGAACCAACUUGGAAUACUCCUAGGAGAGCUCCAUUCCAGAAACACAGAACCAAACUCAAUAUCCAAGUUCUCAGAACAGGUUCUCCACAUUGCUCUAUCCUUGGACAAGCUAGCAGAUAGUCUACGAGCUUUUCGCAUCGAUGCUUCUCGCAGGAACGAAACGAGCAAUGUCGAUGAAGAUCUCACCGAGCCAGAGGAAAGCGAAGAAGAGCAAGGGUUGCCGCGUGGGAAAGUCUUCAACUCUGCUGAGAUUCAAAGCUAUAUUUCCCCCAAACCAAACAGGAUUAGUGGGAAGAAGAACUUCCUCGGGCUGGAAGCAGUUAAUCCGUCUAUCGCAUUUGGUUGUACCGGUAUGGCAUCGGAUGUAGACCGGUACAUGACUUACAAGCUCUACGGUCCAUGCCCGGAUGAUUGGGACUUAACUCAGAAGCUUCUACUUGGUGGGUGUGAGCCACUACCCAGAAGAAGGUGCUUUUCAAAAUCACCAAAAAAGUUCAGUAAGCCAUUUCCAUUGAACUCCUCUCUUUGGACUAACCCAAGUGAUGUAAACAUUUUGUGGAACAAAUAUAAAUGCAAAGACUACUCCUGUCUCGUUUCGAAUGAAACGAUAGGCAAGAGAGGCUUUUACAAAUGUUCUGAUUGCUUCGAUCUGUCUAAGAGAGCUUGGGAAGUUCCAACCAAUGAGUCUGAAUCAGCAGAGUUCACAGUCGAUGAAGUUCUGAGUCUGAAACCGGGGGAGAUCCGAAUCGGCCUUGAUUUCAGCCCAACAACCGGCACUUUUGCUGCGAUCAUGAAGGAGAAAAAUGUAACCAUUGCUUCGGGUACCAUAAACUUAGGGGCACCGUUUAAUGAGGUGAUGGCAUUAAGGGGUCUACUUCCUUUGUACAUCUCCAUUGGCUCAAGACUGCCUUUCUUUGACAAUACACUUGACAUUGUUCAUUCUACAUUGUUCUUUGACGGGUGGAUAGGCAUGGAACUCCUCCAAUUUGUGUUGUUUGAUUGGGACCGGGUGCUCCGGCCCAAGGGGAUCCUUUGGGUGGACCGUUUCUUUUGUAAGAAGGAAGAUUUGAACAUGUACUUGGAUGAAAUCAACAGACUUGGGUAUAGAAAGCUGCUGUGGAGGGUGGUGCCGAAGACAGAUAAAGAAGGUGAUGAGAUGUUUUUCUCUGCUGUUCUUGAAAAGCCAGCUAGAGGUUGA
Molecule: messenger RNA, 1422 nt
Organism: Rhododendron vialii
Lineage: Eukaryota; Viridiplantae; Streptophyta; Magnoliopsida; Ericales; Ericaceae
Product: probable methyltransferase At1g29790
Exons: 1
Coding region: 1-1422 (473 amino acids)
Source: RefSeq, a predicted model, not a curated record